GAGCAAACAAUAUCGUUCCAGUAAAAAAGUGUCUUUCGUUCAUCCUAAAAAUGUGAAGAAACCCUUGAAUAAUCUGUAGUCUGUUAUCAUAAAUAACUGCAAGUCUCGAAGAUGUUCAUGAAGAGAAGAAAAAUAUCGAUAGAUGCCUCGAAAUAAUUCAGCCUAGGGUGUUCUUAUUUAGCUUGAUAUCACUGAAGUUCUUAAAAGAGUAAAGGACUCCAGAAUGGAGUUGGAGAAGGAGAGAAAGACCCCGGAGGGUCUGUCAACCGUCAGUAUUUCCCCGCGGAAAUGCAACGUCUCAUUUUCCUUCAACUUCGACGUGGACGUGGACAGCGAGAGUACAACAGACUCAGAGACCCCAGGUCUCCAGAUCGAUGUGUCAGAAGUGAUAAACUACCAAAAAACAAGGAAGCGAAAAUUCGUGGAGAUCGAGGAAUCGUCAGCAAUCGAUGAGAUGGAGGAGGAGAUCGAGAGACAGUUGGAUGCUAAAGCAGCGAAGACAAAUCUAACAGCAACAAACGUGAAGAAUAUUCUGAAGCACGUGAUAACGAACGAGCACGUCCUGGCGAUGGUGCAAAACAGCGUGCACAAUACAGAGGAGGGUGGAAUAUUCGAGCCCAAGUUGACACGAGCAAAAGCAAAAGAGUUGGCAAUGGCACAGCCAAACAUUCCCUGGCCAAUGACUCCAGUGAAGAAACCGGCGUCCUCUGAGGUUCAGGCCCUCAUCAGCGAGGAUUUCCACGAGGAUUCCUCGGACGAGGAGUACAAUCCAUAUCACGACCAGAGUGAGGACGAGGGCGAUCACUUGACGAACAGCGACGUCGACGCAUCACCAGCAACUUCACAGAUCCAAGUGGACACCCCAGCACCUCAGGAUAUCUCUGAACUCCUCCCCCCUGUCCAUUACGACUCAGAGGGAGUCUUCAAGAUCCCCUCAAUCCCCAGCUUGCCAAACGAGGUGGAGAGCAUCGGGCAGAGGACAAGAUCCAAACUGAGUCUUAGUGAAACCCCUCUAGAGUACAUCGAACAGGCGUUUAUCCCUCCCGAUAUCACCACUGACAUGUACGACUGGGAUUGUGAUAUGGACGAGGAGUGGAACAAAUUUCUCACGGAGUUUACACAGCCCCUACCUCACGAGCCCAAUGCUGAGGACGAUCCUGAUGCUGAUCCUGAGUACAAUAUACUCGAAGACAGGGAGAGCGAGAUGCUGGAUAAGGAGGAGAUCAGGGAUGAUAAAGCUGUCAAAGUAUCCAGGAAGGAGCUCAAGGAUCUUGUGGCUGAGCUCUUUGAAUUUGAGGAUAUGUUCUCCAGGGGGGAAAUACAAGCGGAUGGCUCCAGGAAGAGGAAGAGCUUGGAGACUUCUGUGGGAUCUGUACAUAAUAAUUCCACUGAUAAUCCAAUGAUCAGUCUUCUCCCCGCCCUCUCAGAACCAGAAUUACCGAAAAUCGUGAGCUUCGAGCACAGCAAUCUCAUAGCCAUUCAAUUUCAACAACAUGUUCAAUUAAUGGUACAGCACUUUAUCAUGACAUAUCAACAUCCCCAAUUGCAUUCACAGUCGAUAACAUGCAGGGAUAACUUGAAUAGUAUCAAGUUUUUACGCAAUGGUGACAACUCAGCGUUCACCGUGUUGAAUCUCCCCGAUGCUCUAGCCCUCGUCAGCGACUGGGAGGAGAAAUUCAAGGAUGAGCGGUUCUGUGCUGAUUUCAGGGACACGCAAGAGUAUGAAAUUGAAAUGAUACGUGUUAAAGCAACACAGAAGCAGCGUCACAUUCAUAAAUUCCACCCUGAGGUGAUAAAAAUGUUCAUGGGGAGUUGUGCACUCAUGUAUCCAGAGCUAUUGCCACAUGUGCCCCUGAGAAAUCCGCUCAAGGGGCCUACCAAAACUCCCUAUUCGAAAUCUGAGGAGUAUCUUUUGGCCCUCGGACUGGAGCAAUUUUUGCCAUUUCACGAGGGACAGGAUCGCAAAUUUAAUUUCAAGAAAAUGAUACUCAUGGACGCAGUCCAGUCAAUAUCCGAGUAUUUAAUGCCACCGAGAACCCCAAAGGCUUUGUAUCAUCAGGUGGUGACUCGAAGAUGCUCAUCUGAGGACAAUCCAAUAAAGCAUUAUUUUAAAAAUGGAUAUGUGCCCAGCAGGAUCCACUGUGUCGCUCUAGAGAAUACUCUGAAGUCACCAAAAGAACAGCCGCGACAUUUAUUGCCUGUGGUCUGGCAGGAGAUCUCUAGUGAGGAAAACCUGAAGUCCUUGAGUCCCAUGUCAACCCUUCUAACGAAAUCUCUUUCAGAAUCCACCGACAAUAUAAUCAUCGACGCAAGUUUCCUCUCCCCCCUGAUCAAUAUGUUGCCAAAUAUGCCAACCCUGGAGCAAACCCCACCAAAAAAGGACUCAAACCCUCAGGAAGACGACUCCAAUCCCCUGGAAGGUACCCUGACGUCUCCCCAGCUCCGUCAAACAACCCCUCGCCUAGCCAAAAUCCGCAGUGCCCAAAACAUGAAGCUAAUGACCCAAGUGUCAGGCCCGAAGAGCUCCCCAAGUCCCUCGCCAAGAUCUCGUUCGAAGGACGAGUCUCCCAAGACUCCAGAGUCCUUGGAGUCAUCUCGAGGUGAUAACGAGGACGAAAUAGCCGAACUGAUGCUGGCAAGCACGACAAUAAGAAAAGACAUCAAUCGGAAAAAGGCAAAAGAAGCUCGAGAAUUGGAGAAUAUAAAACGAUUGCUGGAGGCUGAAACAGAUCUGGGGCAUGAGGAGCGAAUUACAAAGUUUGCAGCCUCUUGUAUUCAGAAAGUCCAUAUGACUCUGGAGGCAUCCAAUCCAGAGCUCCUCAAGACCAUAAUAAAACUAUUGACAGAUUACAGUGAUAAAGUCGAGGGGGGGAUGUCACAGUCCCUCCAGGACAAAUUGGCAAUUGAUUUUUACAAUAGAAUAAGCGAAGCCUUGAAGGAUUAUCCAGAGCUAUCCUCGGACUUUCUCUCCUUUCUGAAACCCCACCAGGCAGUGAUGGUGGGACAAUUCAAGGAGCACACGAUGGCCAAGAAAAUGGCAGAGUUUAUGAAUGUCGCUCAGGUUUAUUUUGCAAAGCAACCAGCAAGAAUGACUCGUCUGAUGAGAGCAAUUACGCAACUGGCAGCUGAGCCAUCCCCAAGUCUUGAAAGUGUCCACUCGGUGAUGGAUCCAGUGUUGAAGGGCCAUCCCUUGCCGAUGAACAUGUUUCUGCAGUGCAUACCCAGUGGAAAACCUCCAGAGAGUCUCUUUUUACCCCAUUUAUUCGAGAAUCUGACGUGUCCAGUGGGCCCUUACGACAAGAACAAAGUCUACACCGAAGAUUCACCUGAAUUAUACGAGAGUAUUGAACUGUCAACACCACCCACUCAGGAUGAUCCUUACGGUGGUGAUAACUGCAGGUGCAUCUGCCACGAGAACAGCAGUUCACCAUCCAAGACAAACUCUGAUCACUGCGCUGCAUGUGGAGUGAGGUAUGUCAAUGGGAGAAUUUUCUUGCAGACUGCUGAGGGCUUGAGGCCCGCCAAGGUGACUUUCCCAGGGGAUGAGGAAGAGAAACUGGAGAAUAUUGCGAGGGUCUCGUUGAGGGCCAGUGAGAGAUGCUCACCAGCUGGAUCCACUGGGAGGAGAAGAAAGUCAUCAAAGAAUGAAGCUGACGAGGGGAUACCACAGAAAUUCACGUCCAAGGGAUCACCGGUCAAGGACAAUGAUGAGUCUGGAAAGGGUAGGAGGGGUGGCAAGUCACCACCGAAGUACGUGGAUCAGAGGAGGAUGUCUAAGUCAUCGGACAGUGGUUCUACAUUGGGACAAUCUGCGGAUAAUUCUCCCAUCAAGAGCAAAAGAGAGAAGAGGGCUGAGAGGCGGGAGGCUAAGUCCGAUUCGAAAAAUGAUCUUUUCGAGUUUAAAGGUGGGGAGGGACGCUUGGGGGUGAGCAGUGAACACGAAGAGCUAAUUGAGGGAAGCGAGGAGAUUGGGAAGAUCGAUAAUAGCGACUCUGAGGUAAACACCAGUGAGCAGACGGAAAUGGAGAGCAGUAAAUCGGAUAGCGACGUCACGGCUGAAUCGGAAGAUUUCGACAGGCCCUGGUCCAGGCAGGAGGAUGCUGUCCUCCUGCAGCAUGUGCAGAGGGACUACUCUGAGAGAACCUUUCGCAUUGUCGCUGAAAAUCUUCAGGAGAGAACUGUCGAGCAAGUCAAGAGACGCUGCGAGGUGUUAUUGGAGUUGGUGGAAAAAAUGGUUUAGGCCACAUAUGUGGAACGUUUAGUAGAAAAAUCGAGGACUUUCUCUGGAAGUUCUGUUGAAUUUAGUUGGAACUCUAGUCUUGAUAUUUGAUCGCCAAGGAUUAUUCUAUUUUAUUUCUUCUCUCAUGGAUGAUGAUUUGUCGAAAUUAAUGGACAUGAAUUCUAACAGAAUUAAACAGAAUUUUUCCAGAAGGCUAUAGGCUUUUUUUGAGAAUUUUAGAGAGAGGUAAAUUUCAUUGUACUUCUUAAUGACUGAUUAAAGGGAUUAGAGAGAAGGCCGUCAGGUUUUCUGUGGUUAAUGUAAUAAAAUGUAUAUUCAAUAAGAUUUGUAAA
Molecule: messenger RNA, 4572 nt
Organism: Fopius arisanus
Lineage: Eukaryota; Metazoa; Arthropoda; Insecta; Hymenoptera; Braconidae
Gene: mute
Product: muscle wasted
Exons: 2
Coding region: 224-4240 (1338 amino acids)
Biological process (GO): regulation of DNA-templated transcription
Cellular component (GO): nucleus
Molecular function (GO): transcription coregulator activity
Source: RefSeq, a predicted model, not a curated record